Molecule: messenger RNA, 1367 nt
Organism: Schistocerca piceifrons (Central American locust)
Lineage: Eukaryota; Metazoa; Arthropoda; Insecta; Orthoptera; Acrididae
Product: protein phosphatase 1 regulatory subunit 42-like
Exons: 7
Coding region: 204-1292 (362 amino acids)
Molecular function (GO): protein binding
Source: RefSeq, a predicted model, not a curated record
AGCGAAUAUUGCAAACAUGAUCCAUGGAAUAUGAAAAAUAGUGACUUGUUGCGCUUUUCAAUCGUUCAAACUUCGUCCCGCGAUCGUUGCUAUGGCGACAUUCUCGGGCGUGUACGUGUCGCACUAUGCAGUAGAUGUUCGUAGGAAUGUGGAAGUUUAUAACUCUUGAGCACUACUAACAUCCAUCCUUACAAACAUAUGAAAUGAGAAGGGAAAUGGUGAAAUUAACAGGGUCGUCAUUUAUCAAAUCGGAAAAAGAUGAUUCCAAAAGUUACGGAAUUUCCAAGUCGGAGCAGCAAAAGAAAAAUACCCAUCUUUACCUGCAUGACAAAUUUCUGAAGUUCAUUGGUAAUAUAUCCAAAUACAGAAAACUGACCGUUCUCUAUUUGCAUAACAAUGACAUUACUAAAAUUGAAAAUCUGGAAACGGCUACAAAUUUAACUCAUCUCUACCUCCAGAGGAACAAAAUAUCCAAGAUAGAAAACCUUGGCAAUCUUAAUAAAUUAAGAAAACUGUACCUGGGGAAUAAUUGUAUAUCGGUAGUUGAAGGCCUCGAGUCUCUCUUAAGUCUUGAGGAGCUGCAUGUUGAAAGACAGCAUUUGCCAGAAGGAGAAACCCUCUACUUCCAUCCUCAGUCAGUUGAAGCACUCUCAUCAACUCUGAAAGUGCUGAAUGUCUCUGGCAAUGGUUUACAUUCCUUACUGGACUUGGCUCCUCUUCGUAAGUUGACAUUUCUUUCAGCAAAGGAUAACAGGUUGUUGGACGUGGGUGACAUCACAAAUGUUGUAAGUGGGUGGUAUAUUCUUUCUUCACUUGAGCUACAGGGUAACCCUGUUUGCAAAUGCCACCACUAUCGUGAGAAUGUAAUUGCAGCUGCCAAUAGGAUUGCUCUGCUGGAUGGUAAAUUUGUUCCUGAAACGACACGGGUCUUUGUAAAACAUCUUAUGAAAAACACUGCAUAUUACCAGAGACUGGAACGUGAAGGUGCCGUACAAAAAUCCGGAGAUGUGGAAGCCUUGACUGCAGCUGCCAAUAUAGCUCAUUUGACCAAUGCUGUGUCCCCAUAUGUUAUGAAAUCAGUCUCUCGUUCUAUUUUGCGUGAUGUUAUGCCUGGUGGUGACAGCCUGUCAGGUCACUCUGGGUUGGACACAUUCUUUCCACCAUGGCCAAGUGGAAACGUUCGAAGGGGAAAUACAUUAUCAAGAUCUUCCUUGUAUCAAACAAAACUCCAAUCUGAUGACAAAUCAGGUGGGAAGGAGCUCCCAGAAGACAUUAAUUUUUCAAAGCUAUAAAAAUGUGUCUCAUUUAUUUAGUGGUGUUCGUUCUCUAAAUCAGCAGCAAUACAUUUCCUAUCAGGUUUAUUUUUA